GCACGCCACGUGUCCCCCCCAACAUCGGGGACACGUGGUCGGUCCCGCACCCCAGCCAGGGGAAGUAGGGCCUCCCCCAGGGCACGCCACGUGUCUCCCCCAACAUCGGAGACACGUGGCAGGUCCGGCACCUCAGCCAGGGCUGGAACUACAGAGAUGACCGCCAGGAGGAGGCAAGAGGAGGAGGAAGAGACACCGGCCUCACAGAGGAGGCCAGAGGAGGAGGAGGAGGAGGACGAUGGCGAUGAGGGCCCCAGUGGGCGAAUGGGGCGAAGAUUUUCCAGUGAAGAAAAUGCAGCACUGGUUGAUGAAGUGAUCGUGCAAUGGGAUGUGUUAUUUGGAUGUCGAUCCCAUUGCAUCAAUGCUGCCAGACGCAAAAAAAUCUGGCAGCUAGUAACGGACAAAGUCAACGCUGUAGGCGCUGUACACAGAGAUCACAACACUGUGUACAAGCGCUUCAGUGACCUGAAGCGUUGGAUGCGGGCGAAGUUUGCUGCCAGGAGAGCAAAGGCCCAGAAGACCGGCGGUGGCCCUUUACCAUCUUUGAGGCUGCAGCCUUAUGAACGCCGGCUUCUGGCCAUUAUGGGCAGAGAGGUGUGUGAAGGUUUAGAAGGCUCACAUGACACAGACUGGAGAACACCACCGCGGACAGUGCCACAACCCACGGACAGUGACCAGGACCAGGACCUUGAUCCUCAGCAGCCCCAGGAAGAGGGUGAGGCUGCAGAGAGCCCUAGAGCCCCACAAGCUCAAGGUACAGACAUGUUUGUGUUUGUGGCCAAUGUAGUUGCUUCCUCAAAUUGUUUGCAACAUUACUAAUGUCCAAUUUCACAUUACAG
This is a messenger RNA of Xenopus laevis (African clawed frog), 839 nucleotides long. Its product is annotated as myb-related transcription factor, partner of profilin-like. The coding region runs from base 157 to 819 and encodes 220 amino acids. The record is from RefSeq and is a predicted model, not a curated record. The transcript has 2 exons. Lineage: Eukaryota; Metazoa; Chordata; Amphibia; Anura; Pipidae.